AUGGCCAUCUCACGCACUCCAUUCUGGCCGAAAGUACGGCGGUGGUGUGACAAGCUCAAUGUCGAGGAUUUUGGAAUCGAGCCCGUCCCAGAGGAGCUGCGUACCGAUCAACACCCACGGGAUCUGUUUACGGUCUUCUUCGCGGCGAACUGCAAUACCGCGACCCUAGCGACGGGAUUCCUUGGCCCAACAACGUUUGGGCUCGGCUGGUGGGAUUCAUGUCUCGCAAUUAUAUUGUUCAAUAUAGUCGGCGCGGUUCUUCCAGCCCUGGCUGCGCGGUUCGGUCCAAAGCUCGGAUUGCGUACAAUGGUCAUACCACGUUAUUCUUUUGGCUGGUGGCCUUCGAAGAUACUGGCCUUUCUCUACCUGAUAAAUAUGCUCGGAUGGUCAAUCGUGAAUGCGCUCUCUGGAGCUUCGGUGCUCCACGACGUGGGUUCCGGAAAGUUACCUAUGGCCAUUUCGGUUCUGAUUGUUGGCCUGGUCGCCAUCACUCUGGGGCUUCUCGGAUACAGGGUCUUCCAUAUAUACACCAGGUAUUCAUGGAUUGUCAUGCUGACUUGCUUUUGUAUCACUGCGGGAUUCGGUGCUUUGCAUUUUGUCAAUGUCCCAAUGGGCCAUGGGAGUGCUGAGGCUUCCAAUGUACUCUCUUUUAGUACGUCAAUCAUUGGGUUUGAGGCUGCAUGGGCUCCAAUGGCUGCCGAUUAUGGUGUUUACAUACGCCCUGAUAUCAAUGAUUGGAAAACAUUUUCCUAUGCCUAUGGUGGUUUGUUAUCAAGCCAGGUGCUACUUGAACUGCUGGGCGCGGCCUUUGGAACCCUUCUUUCCAGCCCAAAUCCUAGGUUUCAGAAUUCAUAUGAUGAGCGCGGAAUGGGCGGACUCGUUGGCUCAGUGUUCGAGGACAGGGCUCCAGGAGUCCGCAAGUUUGGAUAUGUCGUUGAAUUUCUUCUUGGACUAUCCACCGCCGCCGUCACGACAGCUAAUAUCUAUUCUCUGGGUCUGAGUGCACAGAUGAUAUCAACAAAGCUUCUUCGUAUAUCACGUAUGGCUUGGUCCUUCGCUGGCAGUGCUAUAUUUCUGGUUCUUUCCAUGGCUGCUCGGGAUUAUCUCGAGGACGUUUUGACGAGCUUUCUGUCUAUAUGCGCCUACUGGCUUGUUCCAUUCUGCACUGUCUUCUUUCUUGAGCACUUUAUCUGGAGGCGGGGAUAUAAAUAUGACCUCUCUGUCUGGAAUGACCCCUCCCAGCUCCCCUAUGGGCUUGCGGCCACGACUGCCUGGACUUUGGGGACUGCCGUCGCAAUUAUUUCCAUGAGCCAGACCUGGUGGAUUGGCCCCAUUGCUUCUGGUAUUGGGGGUACGGAUGGGACUGAUAUCAGUUGGAUCCUGGCAGUGGCUGUGUCUGGGGUCUUGUAUGUCCCCUUAAGGCUGUGGGAGCGGCGAAUCUGGAAGGUAUAA
Molecule: messenger RNA, 1452 nt
Organism: Aspergillus versicolor CBS 583.65
Lineage: Eukaryota; Fungi; Ascomycota; Eurotiomycetes; Eurotiales; Aspergillaceae
Product: purine-cytosine permease family protein
Exons: 1
Coding region: 1-1452 (483 amino acids)
Biological process (GO): transmembrane transport
Cellular component (GO): plasma membrane
Molecular function (GO): transmembrane transporter activity
Source: RefSeq, a predicted model, not a curated record